AUGACUAUGUCUGCAGCAUUAGUGACUAUUUCACAUGGGAGAGCAAUGGAGGGAGUGGUGGCAGUGGUGGUUUGGGAUGUUUCAAUCACUGAAUAUCAUGGAGCAAAAGUCAGUAAGGUGGAGGCUGGGCAGUCCAGAUACUUGAUAACAGCCACAAAUGCUGUGGCUUGGGGCCAUCAGCUAGGAUUGCCUUCAUCCUCCAUGCUGCCAAAUGCUGGCCCUUCCCAGCCAUUGCUCAGCAUGCUUGCACCAUCUUGGGACUCCCCACCACUUUCACCAGAGGUGCAGCCACCUGCUGCUGAUCAACAAUGGGAGGCAUGGCAAGCAAGUCAUUCCAUGCCAUCCUUGGCCACCAUUGCACCCAGCUGGGAUUUACCAACAUCUUCCCUGGCAGUCUCACCCCCACCUAGAUUGUUGCCAGCAUCUGCACAAAUUCCACAGACUGCACCAUCUCCCAUGGAGCAUGCAUGUAUGGAUGAGCAGUUAGAUGGUGUGGCAGCCUCCAAGCCACAGCCCAUCCUGGCUACAUCACAGCAACCAUCUCCAUGGCCUACAGCCACCAAUGCCACCACUGUGACUUGGGUAUACAAGGAAUUCAUGAUGAAGGGCCAAUUACAACAUAAAUAUAUUGGUGGAAUCAAGCAUCCAGUUUCACCUGUUGCUUGCAAGGAGAGCACAGCUGGCAAGGACUCAGCAAUAUAUACAAGAUUUGAUGACCAGUGA
Molecule: messenger RNA, 723 nt
Organism: Pisolithus orientalis
Lineage: Eukaryota; Fungi; Basidiomycota; Agaricomycetes; Boletales; Pisolithaceae
Exons: 5
Coding region: 1-723 (240 amino acids)
Source: RefSeq, a predicted model, not a curated record